Phoenix dactylifera (date palm) is the source of this 1842-nucleotide messenger RNA. Its product is annotated as putative pectate lyase 8. The record is from RefSeq and is a predicted model, not a curated record. Gene Ontology annotation, molecular function: pectate lyase activity. Lineage: Eukaryota; Viridiplantae; Streptophyta; Magnoliopsida; Arecales; Arecaceae.
GCUUUUCUCCGCUUCCUUUUCUCUUUCUCUUUUCCUUUUCGCCAUUUCUUUUGUCCUCCACAGGGGAGAGAGAGAGAGAGAGAGAGAGGGAGAGAGAUAAAGAGAGAGGGGGUCGGCGGCCAUGGCGGCGUCUAUGAGGUGGCUUCCGCUGCUGGUUCUCGGGCUUUUGGCGGUUGUAGCUGGAGGCUUGGGGUGGAUUGGGGGCCAGAGCUUCUUUGUUUCCAGGAAUGGAGGAGGAAUUGGGAGGAGGACGUUGAGAGAAGGCCAGCCGCCGGCGAAUGAGACAUCUUCGAGGCCUGUGCUGGAGGCAGUGAUGGGCGCCGUUGAUGACCCGGACAUGGUUGCUUCCAUGGUGCAAAUGAGCAUAAGGAACAGCAGCGCACGCCGGGCGCUCGGAUAUCUUUCUUGUGGAACCGGCAAUCCGAUCGACGACUGCUGGCGCUGCGAUCCCGCCUGGCACCACCACCGCAAGCGGCUGGCCGACUGCGGCAUUGGCUUCGGCCACAAUGCCGUCGGCGGGCGCGACGGGCGUCUCUACGUGGUGACGGAUCCCGGGGACGACGACCCCGUGAACCCGCGCCCGGGGACGCUGCGCCACGCCGCCAUCCAGGACGAGCCCCUCUGGAUCGUCUUCAAGCGCGACAUGGUCAUCACCCUCAAGCAGGAGCUCAUCAUGAACAGCUUCAAGACCAUCGACGGCCGCGGCGCCAACGUGCACAUCGCCAACGGCGCCUGCAUCACCAUCCAAUUCGUCACCAACAUCAUCAUCCACGGCCUCCACAUCCAUGAUUGCAAGCCAACCGGGAACGCCAUGGUCCGCAGCUCUCCUUCCCACUAUGGCUGGAGGACGAUGGCUGAUGGUGACGCCAUCUCCAUUUUUGGCUCCAGCCACGUAUGGGUGGACCGCUGCUCUCUCUCCAACUGCGCCGACGGACUCGUUGAUGCCGUCAUGGGCUCCACUGCCAUAACCAUCUCCAACAACCACUUCACCCACCAUAAUGAGGUGAUGCUUUUGGGUCACAGCGAUUCCUACGAGAGAGACAAGGGCAUGCAAGUCACCAUCGCAUUCAACCACUUCGGUGAAGGCCUAAUUCAGAGAAUGCCGAGGUGCAGGCAUGGUUACUUCCAUGUGGUAAACAAUGACUACACUCAUUGGGAGAUGUAUGCCAUUGGUGGGAGUGCAAGUCCAACCAUCAACAGCCAGGGCAACCGAUACCUUGCCCCGGCCAACCCCUUCGCCAAGGAGGUUACUAAAAGAUUGGACGCGCCCUCAGGUGUCUGGAAGAGUUGGAAUUGGAGGUCGGAGGGUGACAUGCUGCUCAAUGGUGCCUACUUCAUUCCCUCUGGAGCAGGAGCUUCAAUGAGCUAUUCAAGGGCCUCCAGCCUUGGGGCGAAGCCUUCUUCUAUGGUUGGCACUAUAACUUCAGAAGCAGGGCCCCUUUCGUGCCGCAAGGCUGCUCAGUGCUGAUUCCUACACCCAUCUACAGCUUGCAAGAACAGCAGGAAUGUAUCACUCUACUACAAAGUGUUGCAAUUUCUUUUAUCGACCAUGCGAUUCCCCUUGCCAACCUUCGCCUGCUCGCAUACUGAUUUGAGUUUGAAGCAGGUGCAGCAGCGUCGCUGAUUUAUUUUGUUCCUGGUUUUUCUCCUUGGGAUAUUUGCUUAUGUCUUUCUGUUAUACUCUCCACAACUUCACCUGUCUCCCAUUGUCCAAGGAUUGAUUGGCUUUUGGAUGUUACCUUUUCUACGUAUGGAAUUUACAUACAUGCGAAUGAUUGAUAUUAAUAUGGCAUGCAAAUCUGUUGUAAUCGAUGCAUUAAGGAAGAGUUCUAUUAUCUACAA